GCGCGCGAGUGGCAUGGUACACGUACACACGCAUGCAGGAUACGUUUGUAUACGUACAACAUAAAUAUUUAUUGGCAAAGGCACACGCGGCGGGCUGAUCUCAGGUUCACAGGCAUGUGCCAUCUUCCACCGAUCGAAGACGUCUAUCCGAGUCGUCGGGGGAAACGAUCCCAAAGAUAGACGGCGUAUCCGUAGCAGAGAGCGACCAUCAGUCACAGGAGUUGGUCCCGGCUGCCGUGAGCGAAAAUAGCCCCAGUCAGCAUCAACUUGUGGAGGUGAUGACGGACGUGAGGAAUUUACACAUGGAUGGGGAUAACUGCGUCGCAUCGUCCGGGGAAAAGGAAGGAAAGGGAUUCCGGUUCAGCGAUGGGCCGUCCAUGGAAGAACUGAGAGCUAUUCAAGCCGACUUUGCCAAGCAGCGAGAUUGGGACCAGUUUCACCAACCAAGGAACCUCCUGCUUGCAAUGAUCGGAGAAGUUGGGGAAGUUUCAGAGAUUUUUCAGUGGCGAGGAGAGUGCAAGGCGGGCUUAGAGGAUUGGUCAGAGAAGGACAAGAAACACCUGGCUCAAGAGCUCAGCGACGUCCUGAUGUACCUAAUCCGACUGGCCGAGAAAUGCCAUGUGGACCUUCCCAGUGCUGCCAUGGAGAAGGUUGGCCUCAAUGCCAAGAAAUACCCCGCCCAGAAGGUGUACGGCUCCAGCAAGAAGUACACAGAGUAUGACUGACUAAGUCACUCAGAUGGAGUCUAGUUCCCGAUGGCACGUGAUGAGGAUAAGAGGGUCACAACCAGACAUCUGACUAUUUUGAAUGCAAGCCUCCAGUUUCUGACUAAGGCCGUGUCUGAAACGGGCUUCCAGAGCUACGGCUAGGUCUAUUGUCCACACAUUUCCAAUGGAGCGAAGACCUAGACCUAGCUCUAGACAAGAAAUUCGGAUGCAGCCAUACACUUGAACUAGUGUUGCAUGAAAAGAGCUGGUUGAUGAGACUACAGUAACAGUGAGACCCUUUCUGUGCACAUUUCAUGAUCUGGUGGCUCUACAUGAUUUCAAAUUGAUGUGUCGGCACAUGAAUUUCCCUGGUAAUGACCGUCCGAUGGCCUCUGGUGUAAGACUUGGGUGGAGAUUUGCAGAUGUAUUCCGGAGUGAAGAACAAAACAACAAUAGUUUAAGUUUAUUGAUGGCCAUUUCAUAAUGCAGCAAUACUGAAUUCCACGUGACUAGUGCUGCCUUUUAGGACUAAUUGGCUUUGUUGGGCUGCUGAGAUGGUUUAAAUGUCGCCCCCAGCCGAUCGUGCAAAUCACAGAUAGCACAACUCUCGCAACACCCUAGCAAUCAACUCCUGACCGCUGUUGGACCUUUGCUGCCGAUGCUGCACGAUCUCUACACACCCUCAAGCAGCUCACAGAAGGAAUUGACUCGGUCAGCUCUCUCAAACAAGAUGAUGAGCUAACCCAGGAAAAGGUCAACCACCACUGCUUUGGUGGGUCGGAAUGAGAUGCCCUUGUUGUGAUAAGAAACUGGUCGGCAAAGACAUGGGGGGGAAAUUAGCAAAGGGAAAUUUCUUGUAAAGGAGAAACAUCACUACGGUAAACGGCUUCUGGCCAUUUCCGGCUGCUUCACAGGCAAGCAGUCUUUCCAGAUUCAGAGUAGUCUGUGCUAAUUAUUAAAGUUCACUGCUGAGAACAUCACUAUAUAUCAGUAAGCUUCAGAAGUCAGUCAUGCAAUGCCGUCAAGGGAACAGAGAAAAAUUGAGCAUGACCAAAGUACCAAAUGGUUAGAAUGGGAUUCCGGAGUUUCUUGCAAGGUACAUUCAACGUAAAAUUGGUUCAUUCUAUUACAUGAAACUCAGGGGCAUUUGCAAACGGUCUGUUUUUUAAAGAAAUUAUUAUCACAUGCUUUCUGUCAGUCGUUAACUAUUUGUUGUGGUAGUGUUGGAAUUCUUUGUUGGGUUUUUGAUUACUAGAUUUAAAAGCAGGAUAAACGACAAACCAGAGAAAACACAUGUACUGUACAUGUAUGACAGGAAAAGAAAGUUAACUCUUAUAGACUUUGACCUUGGGCCCAGGGAUUUGUCAUAAAUUCACAAUUUUUGUGCAUUUGCAAAAGUCAGGGUUUAUGAAUACAAUCCAGUAUUCGAGGUAUAUCAUCAUGUAUCUAAAUCUGGUGGAGGCAAUUUGGUUGAUUUCAGGGGAAUUUUUGGAGUAGUGUACUUUCUGCAUUUCAUUUUGCAGUAAUAGUUUUGAACUGAUGUUAGAUACAUAUCACAUAGGAAUCAGUAAAUUUACUGUUCUUGGGGGGGAUGUGUGACAAGCAAUUUCAGUUCCAAGCAGAUGUUGCGAAUGAUCUUAUGUAUGCUUAUGACGCUGCAUGCCUAGUUGUUGUACAACACUAAUAAAAAUUGGAAAUGUU
Messenger RNA from Acanthaster planci (crown-of-thorns starfish), 2408 nucleotides. It is a transcript of the gene dctpp1, whose product is annotated as dCTP pyrophosphatase 1. Gene Ontology annotation, molecular function: dCTP diphosphatase activity. Gene Ontology annotation, cellular component: cytosol. Gene Ontology annotation, biological process: DNA protection; dCTP catabolic process. Lineage: Eukaryota; Metazoa; Echinodermata; Asteroidea; Valvatida; Acanthasteridae. The record is from RefSeq and is a predicted model, not a curated record.